Messenger RNA from Anoplopoma fimbria (sablefish), 888 nucleotides. RefSeq lists its product as uncharacterized. NCBI's taxonomy places the organism in Eukaryota, Metazoa, Chordata, Actinopteri, Perciformes, Anoplopomatidae. The record is from RefSeq and is a predicted model, not a curated record. Gene Ontology annotation, biological process: response to bacterium. The coding region runs from base 8 to 715 and encodes 235 amino acids. The transcript is spliced from 5 exons.
AUCGCACAUGGAGAAGCUGUACAUUUUUCUGGUCGUUCUCUUAGGAGUUGCAUCCCACGGUCAUGAUUUGAUUUCUGGAUCAGUGUUGGAGAAAACAGUCAGAUCAGGAGAAAACAUCACUCUCUACUGCGACUGUACAUUAUCAAGUGGAGUACACAUAAUGUGGUACAGGAACUGCUCUCAUGAGAACCAGCCUUCUCUUGUCCUUAGAUCAGGACCAUUACCAAAAUCCGAAGACUUCACUGACAAUAGGUUUCAACUGAAACUUCCCCCUCGUUUUCAUUUGGGGAGAAACUCUUCUUCUGAAUCCUAUGACCUGCUGAUCCUGAAUGUCACUGAUUCUGAUGAGGGCUUCUACUACUGUGGAACUGAACAGCCAACAGUAGAGGAUGCAGAAUACAUUCAACACAAAAUAGAUUACAGAUAUGGCAACGUCACCACAAGGAUCCUAUUCAAUUCCAGCCCUCACCUCAGUGUGGCUGACCCAAGCCCUGUGUUUGCUGAGCCCUGGAUGGUGUUCACUAUAGCCUUCACUAUUCUCUCCUCCGUCAUCUCCUUUAUUUUGGUUUAUCACUUCUGUCAGGAAACAGACAAAGAAUCUCAAGUUCUCCAGGAAAGACCAGACACCAGGGGACAAACGAGACGGGAUCAGGAUGAAGACGCGUGUUUCACACGAGUUGUGUUCCGGGCUAAGGAUGGACAAACACGCCAAUAGGCAGAGGGUGGACGGCACAAGCACGCCUGCUUUACUCAAGCAGAAAACCAAAUAGAGUGAAAUGAUUUCCACUUCCUCUUGUUUGUUGUCCUGUGGUUUAAGAAACGCCUCAAGCAAGUGGGUGCAGGCUUUUGGGCCAAUCUGUUAUCAGGCUUAUAAUCAACCAGACAGCA